Molecule: messenger RNA, 1756 nt
Organism: Solenopsis invicta (red fire ant)
Lineage: Eukaryota; Metazoa; Arthropoda; Insecta; Hymenoptera; Formicidae
Product: tropomyosin-2-like
Exons: 6
Coding region: 26-880 (284 amino acids)
Biological process (GO): muscle contraction; actin filament organization
Cellular component (GO): actin filament
Molecular function (GO): actin filament binding
Source: RefSeq, a predicted model, not a curated record
UUUCCUACUGAUUUCGAACGAAGCCAUGAAUGCUAUUAAAAAACGACUGCAGAUGUUAAAGCUCGAGAAAGAUCUCGCGAUGGACAAAGCUGAUCUGUGCGAUCAACAGGCGAAGGAGGCAAAUCGGAAGGAAGAAAAAUUGAGAGAUGAGGUUCGCGAACUGGCGAAAAAGUUGGUGCAAAUGGAGCAUGAUCUGGAAGUGAGUAAGGCCCAACUGUUAAAAUCAAACAGGGAUCUCGAGAUAAAGGAGAGGCUAUACAUCGUGACGCAGUCGGAGCUGGCGAUACUGAAUAGAAAAAUGCAGCAGUGCAUGCAGAAUUUGGAAAAGUCGGAGGAGCGACGUUUGUCAGCUCAAGUGAAGCUCGCGCAAGCCAUGGAGACUGCUGAAGACGCAAAACGCAUCUGUAAAGUCCUGGAGAACAGGAGCAAGCAGGAUGAAGAGAGGAUGGACCAACUGAUGGCACGGUUGAAGGAAGCGAGGCUCAUCGCUGAAGACGCUGACACUAAAUCCGAUGAGAUUUCGAGAAAAUUGGCGUUCGUCGAAGAUGAGCUCGAAGCUGCGGAAGAAAGAGUUAAAUCGAGCGAAGCGAAAAUUCUCGAGAGAGAAGACGAGUUAUUUAUCGUUGGCAAUAUAUUUAAGUCCUUGGAGGUGUCCGAGGAAAAGGCUAACCAAAGGGUGGAGGAAUUUAAAGCGCAGCUGAAAGAAUUAAAGGUGAAACUGAAAACUGCCGAAAAGCGUGCCAUAAUUGCUGAGAAAACUGUCAAGAUAUUCACGAAAGAAUUGGACAAGAGGGAAGAUUAUCUGCUAAAAGAAAAGGAAAAAUACAAAUACAUAUGCGACGAUCUGGACUCGACGUUUUCGGAGCUCACGGGAUAUUAAACGGACUUUGCCGAAAUCGAUUAUACAUCGAUUAUAAUCAAGAGAUUUGCAUUUACGUAAAAACAUAAAUCUAAAUUCUCACUUUUAAUGAAAUAUCUUAUGAGGUUUGCCCAUAAAAUCGACCCCGUGUUACUUUACACGAUAUCAAUUUAUUUAAUCGAUUCUACGAUCGACACAAUGCAUCGUCGAAAUGCCGUACCACAGAUUUAAUACAGUUUAAAUUUAAUCGACAAUUCGUUUUAAUCGUACAACCUCCGAUCGCAGAACGGAGAAAGAAUUUGCGAGCUUCCUUUCGUUUCACGGAACUCUUUUGCGAUGACUUUUGCGCAAUCUCGCGCCACUGAUUGGACCGUCCGCGCCACACUCGCGCCGGUAUAAGCUUUCCCUCCCUCUAUAACGACGUUUAAUUAAUCGUAGUUACAGUAACAAUUGUCCAUUUGAUUUGUUCGCUCGCCCCCUCCAUCCACAUACAGGUAGACGCAACAAUUAAGGUAUAUUCUUCGAGCUGUAGGGAUUAUCGCAUAUGGUGACGGAGGAUGCACCGAGUUGUGUCACUGCAUGUCAUCCUUCGAGGACCGUGUAAUUUUUCGCGGUAUAUAAUGUAAAAAUCGACCAAAAGUACCUUAGCGCGACGAGAUCUUUAAGUAUCAAAUUGCAAUCGGAUAAAUGGCGAGAUUCCGCCUACAAAUAAUCUAAAUUAGCUUUGUGAAAAAUUGCCUAGUAAAAAAUUCGUUGAUCGGGCUUGUUCGAGAUCGUUGAUCAGUCAUUGAAUACUUUUAUAUAUUAGACGAUUAUGUCUUACACGAUUAUGACAACGAAGCAAACUGGUCCCUGAAAGGUUUACGGCAAGAUACUGACAGAACUCGGUCGGUCCGU